This is a messenger RNA of Physeter macrocephalus (sperm whale), 1083 nucleotides long. Its product is annotated as chromosome-associated kinesin KIF4A. Gene Ontology annotation, cellular component: microtubule associated complex. The coding region runs from base 289 to 1083 and encodes 264 amino acids. NCBI's taxonomy places the organism in Eukaryota, Metazoa, Chordata, Mammalia, Artiodactyla, Physeteridae. Gene Ontology annotation, biological process: spindle elongation; mitotic spindle organization; microtubule-based movement. Gene Ontology annotation, molecular function: microtubule motor activity; ATP binding; microtubule binding. The record is from RefSeq and is a predicted model, not a curated record. The transcript has 7 exons.
GGAAGGGACGUUUUGUUUGACGCCACUUCGCUGUCUUCAGAGGGUCGGGCUGACUGGCAGUCCUGUCGUGGCAAAGUCUGAGGGACAGUGACUUUCCCGAGGCAGCGAUCCCGCUGGGAGGGGGAGGCUGCCACCGUAAGCUACCGCUGACUUCCCUAACCCACCACACCCUCCGAGGAAGGCCGGAACUGAGGAAGAACGCCUUCCCACCCCUACCGACCUCCCAAACUUAACCAGCGAUCAUCUUUCCCCACCCCGCCGCCGCAGAGACGGUGCCGAGGUAGGAUAAUGAAGGAAGAGGUGAAGGGCAUUCCUGUAAGAGUGGCACUGCGAUGUCGCCCUCUGGUCCCCAAAGAGAUUAAUGAGGGCUGCCAGAUGUGCCUUUCCUUCGUACCCGAGGAACCUCAGGUGGUGGUUGGUACUGACAAAUCCUUUACCUACGAUUUUGUGUUUGACCCCUCUGCUGAACAGGAGGAAGUAUUCAACACAGCAGUAGCACCACUCAUAAAAGGCGUAUUUAAAGGAUACAAUGCAACUGUCCUGGCCUAUGGGCAAACUGGCUCUGGUAAAACCUAUUCGAUGGGAGGUGCAUACACUGCAGAGCAAGAAAAUGAACCAACAGUUGGGGUCAUUCCUAGAGUAAUACAGCUGCUCUUCCAAGAAAUUGAUAAAAAGAGUGACUUCGAAUUUACUCUGAAAGUAUCAUACUUGGAGAUUUACAAUGAAGAAAUCUUGGAUCUUCUGUGCCCAUCUCGUGAGAAAGCCCCUCAAAUAAAUAUACGGGAGGAUCCUAAAGAAGGCAUAAAGAUUGUGGGACUCACUGAGAAGACUGUUUUAGUUGCCCUGGAUACUGUUUCCUGUUUGGAGCAGGGCAACAACUGUAGGACUGUGGCCUCCACAGCUAUGAACUCCCAGUCAUCCCGAUCUCAUGCCAUCUUUACCAUCUCCAUAGAGCAAAGAAAGAAAAGUGACAAGAAUAGCAGCUUUCGCUCCAAGCUGCAUCUUGUAGACCUUGCUGGAUCAGAAAGACAGAAGAAGACCAAGGCCGAAGGGGAUCGUCUAAAAGAGGGUGAGAAUAAUUAA